AUGGCGCUGGAGGAGCGCGCUCGUAAAAGCCGAGCGGCUUUUAUGGAGUGCGGCAUAAACAACAACAACAUCCCCGGCUUGAUGGCGCUUUAUACAGCCGCCGGACGCAGGAGGGGGAGGCAAACCUACAGCCGCUACCAGACGCUGGAGCUGGAGAAGGAAUUUCUAUUUAAUCCCUACCUGACCCGCAAACGGAGGAUCGAGGUCUCGCACGCCCUGGGGUUGACAGAGAGGCAGGUCAAAAUCUGGUUCCAGAACAGGAGGAUGAAAUGGAAAAAGGAGAACAACAAAGACAAGUUUCCCAGCAGCAAAUGCGAGCAGGAGGAACUGGAAAAACAGAAAAUGGAAAGGGCCCAGGAGGUGGACGAGGAAGGGGAAGCACAGAAGGCGGACAAGAAAUAAAGGGAUUUUUGAGGACUGAAAGGCGAGCGCUGCCGGGGUGGAGGAGCCCCCCGAGCCC
Messenger RNA from Zonotrichia albicollis (white-throated sparrow), 460 nucleotides. The record is from RefSeq and is a predicted model, not a curated record. Lineage: Eukaryota; Metazoa; Chordata; Aves; Passeriformes; Passerellidae.